Molecule: messenger RNA, 387 nt
Organism: Habropoda laboriosa
Lineage: Eukaryota; Metazoa; Arthropoda; Insecta; Hymenoptera; Apidae
Product: RNA-directed DNA polymerase homolog
Exons: 1
Coding region: 1-387 (128 amino acids)
Source: RefSeq, a predicted model, not a curated record
AUGUGCAUCGACUAUCGGAAGUUGAACGCCAUCACGAUAAAGGACAAGUACCCACUGCCCCUGAUCGACGAUCAGAUCGACAAACUUGGAGGUCACACGUACUUCACGGGAUUGGACACGCCCCAAGGCCACUACGACUUUUUAAGAAUGCCGUUCGGACUGACGAAUGCUCCGACCGCAUUCCAACGGCUCAUGGACAAAGUCCUGGGUUCACUCAAGGACAACAUUGCGUUCCCGUACCUGGAUGACACUAUAAUACCGUCGCGUACGGUAGACCUUUUUAAGAAUGCCGUUCGGACUGACGAAUGCUCCGACCGCAUUCCAACGGCUCAUGGACAAAAUCCUGGGUUCACUCAAGGACAACAUUGCGUUCCCGUACCUGGAUGA